Messenger RNA from Trichobilharzia szidati, 3009 nucleotides. The record is from the annotation of a GenBank genome assembly. NCBI's taxonomy places the organism in Eukaryota, Metazoa, Platyhelminthes, Trematoda, Strigeidida, Schistosomatidae.
CUGCAGUUGUCAUAACAACUGAAGUGCAAGCAUUUAAAAAAAUGACGAUGAAUAAAUAUACUAAGAAAAUUUACUUUAAAAAAGAGGAAAUCAAAGAUGUAGGACCAUCGGUAGAUUCCGAUGACAUUGAGCAAAGAAUCGCAGCACGUAGACUGCGGAUAAAAAACAGACAGGAAAUGUUAGGAGCUGACACUCUCACCACGACAACUAAAGAACAAGCACAUGAAGUUGGGUUGGGAAGAGCUCAGAUUGAACAAAGCAAUCAAAGGAUUGCCAAGCUGAUUCGUGAUGGAGACUCUUUUGUUACUAAUAUUCGUGUUGCAUGUGAUGCUCGUGAAAAUCUCAAAAGAGCUGAGGACCAUGAAUUAAAUCAAAUAAGAGUUCAAAACCUUGAAAAUGACGCAACGAAUAGCCUGGAAUUAUUUAACAAGAUAACUGAACAAUGGGAUAUAGUACAAGAAAGUGAAUUAGUGGAUGAAACAAGAGAGCUUUUAGAGAAACAGAAAAAGCUGUGUACAGAUUUGAUAGCUGAAAAGAAUAAAUUAAUCAAUGAAUUGAAUUUGGAAGUGAAAGCAAAAGAUGAUCAUUAUGUUAGAGAGUUGAAAAAACGUACAGAAGAUAUUGAUUUAUUGGCUGAGAGAAUGGAAUCACAAAUUAAAGCAAUGCAAAGAGCUUAUCGUGAAGAGAUUAUUGCUAUUGAAAAUGCAUUUUUAGAACAACGGGAAAAGCUGACCAAUGAACAGAAUACAGAAUGGGAAAUGCUUAUGAAAGAAAUUAAACAGAAACAGAUCAAUUAUUUAAAACAACACGAAGAACAAGUAUUUGAAUUUGAAAAAGAAUUGAACGAUUUACGUACUAAAUAUUCUGAAGAAUACAAUGCAUUAAAGAUAUCACUUGGUUCUGAAGUAGAAACAUUAGAAAGUCAUUUACAAAAGCUGAAAUCCACUUAUCAAUUGAAUUUAGAAAAGUUAGAAUACAACUUUCAAGUAUUGAAACGUCGUGAUGAAGAGAAUACGGUGAUUAAAUCAAAUCAAAAGAGAAAAAUUACACGUUUACAAGAUAAUUUAAACAAUUUACAUAUAAAAUCUGUAAAACAAGAAAAACAAUACAGUGCAGAAAAUGAACAAUUAACUGAAGAUUAUAAAAAAAGAAUGGAAAAUUAUCGUGAUUUACAAAAGAAAGCCAAGUUAUUCCUUGAUAAUGAUCGUAAAAAUUUUCAUGAUAUUUGGAUAAUGAAUGAAGAGACUUUAAAGAAAUCAGCUAAUCGUUUAUUGGAUGCUUAUCGUAUUAUCACUGAACAACAACUUGGCUUGACAUGGAAUCCACCAGACACAACAUUCAUGUGUAACGUUGGCCCAUUAGUCGGAUCAGUUGAUCAUAUUGUGUGUAAACCACCAGCUGUAAUAGCUAUGGAAUUAGCUUUACAAACAGAUCGAAGGCGAAUUCACAGUCCACAAGAUGAUACUGUAGAGAAUACUGUGCCGACAUCAUUGAAAGAAGUUUCACCAGAAAUAGUCAAAGAAUUUUUACAAUUAUUAUGUUAUGAACCAGAAUUUUUAAUUGAAGAAAAAAUGAAACGUUUACUGAAGCCAUUAGGACAUGAAGAAGAGUUACUUUUACGCUUAGACACCAUAUUGACAGUUUUAGGUGUUCAAACAGAAGAAGAUUUAGAUGAUUUAUUUACAUACUUUAUUAAACAAAAUAAAUAUGUAUCAUGGAAGAAUAGACCAAUUCACGGAAGACAACAACAACAGCAACAACAACUAGUUCAUAGUGAUGAGAAAUCUCAUUCACGAUAUGCUCCAUCAACAAUGACAGAGGAAUCAACUCAACCAAUUCAUACAUCCUCAUCAAAACUGGAUAGUAUACACAGUUCAAGGGAUUCUUCAAAUGAAGCCAAUGAAACAGUCAGUUCAGGACAAGGUAGACAUUCAUUUAAAAUUGAAUUAACCAAUGGUCAUUUGGAUGAUGAAGUGACGCAUUAUUCAAAAAUAAGUGGGCCAUCAGUUUGUCAUGAAUCUAUCGAAUCAAAAUCUGAUUUAACUCGCCAUGGCAGUGAAGAAUCAGUUUUAGACGCUGUCAAUAAAACUGUCCAGUCCAGUUGGAGUUUAAUAUCUCCAGUGAAUGUUGUCGAUGCUAUCCAUCAAUUUACUGAAGAUAUGCGUCGUCGAGAACUUCAAGGCGGUGCACGAUAUACUGGUACACGUAUACGUCCAGAGUAUACAGCUGGUUGUGAUCCUAUCACAGUGAAAGGCAAGUUAUCCUCAAGUAUCAAUGAUAUCAAGAAAGAGUCGAGUCAUUUCAAUGAAAUUGAUUAUGAACAACGCAAUGAUAAAUAUGAUACAGAAUAUUGGAAAAAAUAUGAGGAGAAUAUUGUCGACAAAGAAACUGAAGGUAUAUGGGAUAAUUUAUAUGCGGCUAUGGAAAGAUAUUAUACAAUAUUAAAAAACAGAGCUAAGUUAAUACGUGAUACAGAAAGUUUAAGAAGACAAAAUGUUGAAUUACGUCAUCUUUUGCAACAGUAUAUGAGUUCAAAGGUGAAUUAUGAAUUACAAAUCCCGCCAUCGAAAACCAUGGAGAUUGUUUAAAUGAAGUAAACUGAAGUGAUUGUCUCUCCAUCAAUGCGAACAGACAGUGACACUGUUAUUUAUCUUCCUGAUUUUUUUCUGUUCUGACAAGAAGGAACUACUUGUUUAUUUUAAUUUUUAACGAUAAAACAAUUAUUUACCGAUUUUUCAAAUGAAUCUAGGAAUCUAUAAAACAAUUCUGGUCUUUGUUUCGUUAUUAUUACCAUUAAGAUUAUUUAUUGUUGAACGCUUAUUUAAAUGAGUAUUUUUGCGUUCGCGCGCGCGCCCACGCCAGUGUUCAAUAUGUCAAUGAUACAGUAAAACAAACUGAAGUGACGAAUAAUGAGGAUUAUUUGUUGAAGGUAAUAAUAAUAAUAAUAGUAAACAUUCAGAAAUUGUAUAUGUACAAUGUAAAAUGUAUCACCACUAGCGCCUGUUCUAC